UAGAAAUAACUAUAAAACAUUCAAGCAAUAUACGGAAAGUGUGCCAAUGCUCGUAUUUCUUGUGCUGAGUCUCAGUGUUCACGUUUCAGGGUUCGAGAAACCAAAAGAGAGCCGGAUGGCUCUAGGCUCCCACAAGCAUCGCUUCGAAGACUCCUGCGACAACGUCUGCACCGAUAUACCCAAGGAGGACCUGCAGCCAAUUUGCAUGAUGUUCAGCAGAUACAAGAAGGGAUACCAGUUCUUCGUCAACCAGUGCCACGCGAGGCGCGCUAUCUGUAAGGAGAACUUAGUCCUCCACAUAGUACACCCGAGCAGAUGUAUAAGGAACCGCCAGUUUUUCAUGCCAGUAAAUUAACUUUGCAUAAAUCCAUUUUGAGUAGAAUAUUACAACGGACAGAGGAAAUUAACUCUUUGAGGCAUGUAUAAUAAAACCUAGAACGCUGUGUCAAAUAUGUACUUUUAUGAGAAAUUUUAUUAGUUUCAUUUUAAAGGAGCAGGAGGAAAAUGAAGUAUAAUUAAGUUUGCGGAAUAAUGCAAUAAAUAUCUUAGGCUGGGUUGCACCAUCUUACUUUAACUUUGACAAACGUCAAAAAUCUGUCAAACUCCAUACAAAAACCACCGGUUAUCGUAAUAGUUACUGUUAAAGUUAGGUGGUGCAAUUCAGCCUUAUUCUUGAAU
This is a messenger RNA of Ostrinia nubilalis (European corn borer), 678 nucleotides long. RefSeq lists its product as uncharacterized. The transcript has 3 exons. The record is from RefSeq and is a predicted model, not a curated record. Bases 47 to 355 code for a protein of 102 amino acids. Lineage: Eukaryota; Metazoa; Arthropoda; Insecta; Lepidoptera; Crambidae.